UGAAAUAUCUUUCUGCAUUUAAUGUAACGUCUAUAAUUGCAAUGCACGCUGUUUGUGAAUAGGCCUUCGGUUUAAAUUUUACAAAUGAUUCUUAAAAAAAAAAAGAUCUGACUGCGGAUCUAAUUGUGCUUAUCGGUUCAGUGUUUUUAAAUGUUACGCUAAAUAAACGUCAACCGACAUAAAGCUCGUGAGACUAGAUGGGAAAACUGGAGAGAAAUUUGGUGUAAGCCGAGAAAGGUCCGCAGCCGCGACACCACACGCGGUGAUGCUUUUUAUAGCUCAUGAUUUCAUUUUAUGGGAGCCGAUGGGAGGAAACCGACCCCAGUCCUGCGGGUCCGAGGCUCCGAGACGCGCUUUUCAAGCUGCGAGUCAUGUGACCCGGCUGCGCCGCUGUCCGCUCACCUCAAUGCACGUCUGAUCAUUUCAAAGGCAGUCCCCGGCGUUCACACACCAUGUAUACCAGUGUCUGAUACACCGGGCUUUCCCUUUAUAUUCAGGACUGUAGGUUCUGCUCCGUUUUCAGUCCAAGGCAGCAGCGUGAUUGCAGCAGCGGAUGGGAUCGCCGGGCUGUGGUCCGCCGCUGAUGGGAAAGUAAAUAUGUGUUUGGGGGUCUGGAGCUGAGAAAAUGUGAGGAGCCGCAAGCUUUUCUCCCUCGGCGGGUUUACGGAGCAAAAUGCAGAAAGGAAUGCGAAUCAAUGAUGGGCACAUCACUUAUCUGGGUCUUCUGGCAAAGAAGGAUGGCACCCGACGCGGCUGCUUGAGCAAAAAGAGCUCGGAUAACACGAAAUGGCACACGAAGUGGUUUGCGCUGCUGCAGAACAUGCUGUUUUAUUUCGAGAACGAUUCGAGCUCCCGGCCAUCAGGAUUAUACCUGUUGGAAGGAUGCGUGUGCGACAGGGCACCGUCCCCAAAACCCCCUCUCUCAGGCAAGGAGUGUUUAGAGAAGCAGUAUUAUUUCACUGUCAGCUUUAACCACGACAACCAGAAAGCACUGGAGCUGAGGACCGAGGAUGUGAAGGACUGUGACGAAUGGGUGGCAGCAAUAUCGCAUGCCAGUUACAGGAACCUGGCCACUGAGCAUGAGACCCUCAUGCAGAAGUACCUCCAUCUACUCCAGAUUGUGGAGACAGAGAAAACGGUUGCUAAGCAACUCCGACAACAGAUAGAGGAUGGGGAGAUAGAGAUCGAGCGCCUGAAAUCGGAGAUAGCAGGCCUGCUGAAAGACAAUGGGAAGAUUCAGUCUGCCCCAGCGGUAGCCCCGAGCGAUGAGGACACAGAGAUCAAGAAGAUCAAAAAAGUGCAGAGCUUCCUGCGCGGCUGGUUAUGCCGGCGGAAGUGGAAGACCAUCAUCCAGGACUACAUCCGCUCGCCGCAUGCGGAGAGCAUGCGCAAACGCAACCAGGUGGUGUUCAGCAUGCUGGAGGCCGAGGCCGAGUACGUGCAGCAGCUGCACAUCCUGGUCAACACGUUCCUGCGGCCCCUACGCAUGGCCGCCAGCUCCAAGAAGCCGCCCAUCACCCACGACGACGUCAGCAGCAUCUUCCUGAACAGUGAAACUAUCAUGUUCUUGCACCAGAUCUUCUAUCAAGGCCUGAAAGCCAGGAUAGCGAGCUGGCCAACACUGGUGCUGGCUGACCUCUUCGACAUCCUGCUGCCCAUGCUGAACAUCUACCAGGAGUUUGUGAGGAACCAUCAGUACAGCCUGCAGAUCCUGGCUCACUGCAAGCAGAACCGGGACUUCGACAAGCUACUGAAGCAGUACGAGGCCAAGCCGGACUGUGAGGAGCGCACGCUGGAGACCUUCCUCACCUACCCCAUGUUCCAGAUCCCCCGCUACAUACUGACCCUCCAUGAGUUGCUAGCCCACACGCCACAUGAACACAUAGAGAGGAACAGCCUGGAUUACGCCAAGUCAAAGCUGGAGGAGCUUUCCAGAAUCAUGCAUGACGAGGUCAGUGAGACGGAGAACAUCCGAAAGAACCUGGCCAUCGAGCGCAUGAUUAUAGAAGGGUGUGAGAUCCUCCUGGACACCAGCCAGACGUUCGUCAGGCAGGGGUCCCUCAUUCAGAUCCCGAUGACGGAGAAGGGGAAGAUCACCCGGGGACGGCUGGGCUCGCUAACCCUCCGGAGGGAGGGCGACAGGCAGUGUUUCCUUUUCUCGAAGCACCUGAUCAUCUGCACCAGGGGCUCCGGCGGGAAGCUGCACCUGACCAAGAAUGGCGUGCUGUCCCUCAUCGACGGCACCCUGAUGGAGGAUGCUGAAGGCACGGACGAUGAAGCAAAACCUGAGAAGGACACGGAGCACCUGGAUUUCAAAAUCGUGGUGGAGCCCAAAGAUAGUCAAGCCUUCACGGUCAUCUUGGUGGCUUCCUCACGCCUGGAGAAAUCUGCGUGGACCAGUGACAUCAGCCAGUGCAUAGACAACAUCCGGUGCAAUGGCCUCAUGAUGAAUGCCUUCGAGGAAAACUCAAAGGUCACGGUGCCUCAGAUGAUCAAGUCGGACACCAGCCUGUACUGUGAUGACGUGGACAUCCGCUUCAGCAAGAUGAUGAACUCCUGCAAGGUGCUGCAGAUCCGCUACGCCAGUGUGGAACGGUUGCUGGAGCGGCUGACGGACCUGCGUUUCCUCUCCAUCGACUUUCUCAACACCUUCUUGCACUCCUACCGCGUCUUCACCACCGCCGAUGUGGUGCUGGACAAGCUCAUCGCCAUCUACAAGAAGCCUAUCAGUGCCAUCCCAGCUAGAUCGCUGGAGCUUUUCUUCGCCAGCAGUCAGAAUAACAAGCUCCUGUACGGGGAGCCGCCCAAAUCCCCAAGGGCCAGCCGGAAAUUCUCCUCUCCUCCGCCCCUCUCCAUCGGCAAGACCUCGUCUCCGAACCGCCACCGCAAGCUCUCGCUCAACAUCCCCAUCAUUACGGGGGGCAAGGCGCUGGACCUGGCUGCCCUCAGCUGCUCCACCAACGGCUACGCCAGCAUGUACUCCUCCGUGUCCCCGUUCAGCAAGACCACGCUGGACAUCAGCAAGCUGUACGUCUCAAGCGCCAUGUCAGGCAAGAUGGCAGAUGAGCCUGAGCUCAGGGCCGACAGAGGCGAGGAGCCGCCUCUCUGUAAGCAAGACACCACCGUGAGGGAGGAGUGUGAUGACGGCAAGGUCCAGAGCGAUGACGCCGAAACAGAGACGUCGCCGAACAAGUCCCCCACGACCCCCAAAACCACGAGAUGCAAAAAUGCCUCAGAUUUCUCUCUCUUUUCCUACAACAACGGGUUGGUGAUGUCGCCCUGCCGCGAGCUGGACGCCACACGCAGCUCCCUGUCCGCUGCCUCGGCCUUCGCCAUUGCCACCGCGGGCGCCAACGAGGGCACGCCCACCAAGGAGAAGUACCGCCGCAUGUCGCUGGCCGGCACGGGGUUCCCCACCGACCAGAGGAAUGGUGACAAGGAGUUUGUCAUCCGUAGGGCAGCGACCAACAGGGUUCUCAAUGUUCUGAGGCACUGGGUAUCCAAACACUCACAGGAUUUUGAGGACAGCAACGAACUGAAACUGAAGGUGAUCGGCUUCCUGGAGGAAGUCAUGCAUGAUCCCGAGCUGUUGACCCAGGAGAGGAAGGCUGCAGCCAACAUCAUCAGAACCCUGACCCAGGAGGAUCCGGGAGAGAACCAGGCGACUAUUGAGGAGCUGAGACAGCAGUCCGCUGAGGUGAAGGCCGAGCCGUUCGAGAACCACUCUGCCCUGGAGAUCGCAGAGCAGCUGACCAUGAUGGACCACCUGGUCUUCAAGGUCAUCCCUUAUGAGGAAUUUUUUGGCCAAGGGUGGAUGAAGAACGACAAGAAUGAGAAAACGCCGUACAUAAUGAGUACGACCAAGCACUUCAAUGACAUGAGCAAUCUCAUCGCCACGGAGAUCCUGCGCUGUGAUGACAUCACCGCGCGGGUGGCGGUGAUGGAGAAGUGGGUGGCGGUGGCCGACAUCUGCCGCUGCCUGCACAACUACAACGCCGUGCUGGAGAUCACCUCGUCCCUCAACCGCAGCGCCAUCUUCCGCCUGAAGAAGACCUGGCUGAAGGUGUCCAAGCAGACAAAGGCAGUGAUUGACAAGCUGCAGAAGCUGGUCUCCUCUGAGGGCAGGUUUAAAAACCUAAGAGAGGCUUUGAAGAACUGCGACCCCCCCUGUGUGCCCUACUUGGGGAUGUACCUCACGGAUCUGGCCUUCAUCGAGGAAGGCACCCCGAACUACACCGAGGACAACCUGGUCAACUUCUCCAAAAUGAGGAUGAUUUCCCACAUCGUCAGAGAAAUUAGGCAGUUCCAGCAGACAGCCUACAAGAUUGAGUAUCAGCCGAAGACAGCACAUUACCUGCUUGACCACAGUUCUCUCCUGGACGAAGAAGGCCUGUAUGAAGCAUCCCUCAGAAUCGAGCCUAAAGUGCCUUCCUGAAGCGGAUUGCCUGGCACUGGGGGCUGUAGUUUGUACAUAAAAUCUGUUUCUGACUCCAUGUUGGACGUACCUUUCUCUAUGUGCUCCUGAAAGGACUUGCGUGUCCUUGGCCAUUAGACAUCUAGCUCGCCUUCAUAUGUAUACAGACGGAGAUGUAGGCAAACCUGGAUGCUUUACUAUCCACGUUUUUUGUCCCAUGAGAAUUCAUACUGCAGUAUGAAUCCUACCCUAUUAAUGAAAACUGUUGAACUGCUUCAUUUUCCUUUCUCCUCCUGAUUCUCAAUUCUUUACACAGUGAAAUCAUGCACUUCAAAAUCAGGAUGAUAAAUCAGUAUGAUAAUUCUUAUAAUAAUCCGUACGAUAAUUCUUCAAGAGCCGAGCGCAUUUAUUCAGAUAAUGACUAUGUGUGAUCGCUGAAUGUCAUUUAUGUGGCGACGUAGGGAGAAGCGGGGAUUUCUGCCAAAUCCAGACAGGAAGCUAAAGGGUGAACUCCACCCUAAUCCAAGUUCCCGUCCUUGAAUGUUUGCUUAUCUCCAUGUCUAUAAAAUCCUUUUUUUAAAAAAACAAAAACAAAAAAAGCUGUCUGGUGUUCUGACUGUGGGUGGUUCUUAAACAAAAUCCCAGUAAUUACACCUGCUGGUCUCCCCUCGGCAUAAAUGGGCCAGUAAUCAUCCCUUCCCAACUGAACGGCUGGUCAGCUGGGAUUACCCCCCUUUGGAGAGUAGAAGUGUACCAUGUGACAUAUCAGCAUACAAGAUUUUUAAAAUCCAGGAAAAAACUAAAAUUCAGAACUGAUCAGAAUGAAAUAUAGGCUAGAUCAAGUGGUGUUAGAUUAGGUGUCUGCUCAUUGUUCCAGGUUAUAAAAAUAUUAAGCGUUUGGGCAUCUGACAAUGGGAUCUCUUACUGUACUUCAGUGACACUUAUCUGUACACCAGGAAUUUGUCCACAACGUAUAUCUGACCUCUUGCUACGUUUACCUGCAAAAUGGGUCGUCUCUGAUCGCUAAGUAACGGCACAGAUGUUUUGAUACUAAAGCACUUGAAGAUGCAGUUUUUCUUCAUGUGGCAAUACAGUGCCGUCAGAGAAGAGCGUUUCAGGGUGACUCAGUCACUCAGAGUAUUAGGGAGGUGUGUUUGCUGUAGUGCUGCCUGCUUAUUGCCAAGUCCUCCUUUCUCUCUGCUCUGAAUUGGAUUUGUCAGGUAAUCACUGGUCAAGAUAAACCCUCAUCUCCCUAUUAAUGGAAUCCAGGUUGCCUCUCACCUUUCAUUCUGGUUAAAGAUUAUCAUUGAAAACCUGCUCUGCACCCUAGUUAUUCUCCUGGACGUGACUUUUCGAAGGUUAAAUGAACACUGCACCUUUUAGCGACUGUGGGAUAUUACAUAUUUUGUACAAACUUCUGCCUGAAGGAAAUGUACGGUGUAUAUUUUGUACAAACAUGCAGCUUUAUAUAUUCCUGAAUGUGAUGCGAUGUUAGGCUUUGUGUUCUAAGACGCUGACAAGUCAGGCACGCUGAAGAACACGACACUCACAUCGGCCGUGUUCAAAGACAAGGCGACUUUAAAAUGUGUUGCAUAUACUGUAAUCCUGUCUAUAAUUAUUCUGGUAGCAGGAGUAUAGUCAUUUAGUGCUUACUCUGUGAAUAUUUUUAUGUAUUUUUACAAUGUACAGUGUAGAAACACAUCCAGUGAUUAACGAGAAGGCAUGUUUCACUCAGUCAAACACACAAACAUACUCACACACACGGGCGCACACACUUAGACAAAAAAUAUGAAAAAUAAAACUGACGUUUUGCUGUGAGCAAUACCCUGUGGUAUGAGAAUGAUCUUUAGUCCGUUAGCUUAUUUCCACAGCUAGAAGCGUUUCCAGUUUUGUAUAAAAUGUGUUUCCUGAUUACCUCUUAUUAAUAAAUAUAUUAUAUCUCAGGGGAA
This is a messenger RNA of Brienomyrus brachyistius, 6363 nucleotides long. Its product is annotated as ras-specific guanine nucleotide-releasing factor 1-like. NCBI's taxonomy places the organism in Eukaryota, Metazoa, Chordata, Actinopteri, Osteoglossiformes, Mormyridae. The record is from RefSeq and is a predicted model, not a curated record. Bases 674 to 4435 code for a protein of 1253 amino acids. Gene Ontology annotation, molecular function: guanyl-nucleotide exchange factor activity; protein binding. Gene Ontology annotation, cellular component: plasma membrane. The transcript is spliced from 27 exons. Gene Ontology annotation, biological process: positive regulation of GTPase activity; Ras protein signal transduction.